Messenger RNA from Symbiodinium natans, 3603 nucleotides. The record is from the annotation of a GenBank genome assembly. NCBI's taxonomy places the organism in Eukaryota, Dinophyceae, Suessiales, Symbiodiniaceae.
AUGAUGUCGUCCGGACGACCGGACGUGCGUGAUACCAGCGAUGCCAGCGAGUGGGUCACAUUGCUCGAACGCUCCUUUGCUGGCGCACGUCGAGACCUUGUAGGCCCCAGAGCCUGGAAAUCGGUGAUCCCAGUGGUUGGGCGGCGCUAUCCUGACGAGAUCUUCAGCUUCCUUCGUGGGGCAAAGUGUUUGGGUCCUUCAGAAGUGGAGAAGCUCUCGGAGAUCCGAGGAUGUCCCGACCUUGCAGCAGGAGGCUGGCAGCCCUUCUUCGCAAGCCUCGCCCCAGAGGACGGCCUCCAAGAUGGCCGUGUGGUGGACUUCCGCCAGUCAAGUUCACCAACCAGGCUGGAUGUACCCACUUGCAGACGCAUCUCUUACCGCUUGAGAGAGGACGCAGCCGGCAUCGAAGUUCGACUCGAGGUGAACUUACGCCGCGCCUUCGCCAUGAUGCUGCACACCAUCAGGUUCCCUGCUUCAGGCUACGAGGCGGACUGGCGCAUCUGGCCCGGUACGCCACCAGACCUUGGGCCUCUGAAGCCGCUGAAGCCGCUCAACUUCCGGCUUCUGGACAACAAGCUGGAUGUCAGGCAUCCGUCGCCGCCCAACUUCCGCGUGCAGCUCCGCCCCGAGCAGCUGAGAUCGCUGAGUUGGAUGGUGCAGCAGGAGGUCGGAGACCAGCUCCUGACCAUGGUCUAUCGCUGCUACUGGCAGCGGGAACGUCCAGAAGAGGCAGCCCCACGAAGCCUGGCACUGGACUGGACGUUGGACUGCCGCAUCAUCACCUCCUUCGAGGCUCGCGGAGGCGUACUGGCUGACGAGAUCGGCUAUGGAAAGACUGCCCUGGCAAUCGCCUUGCUGGACGUGCGAGACGAAGGGCCGUUCUUCCCAGUUCCAGACGCUGAUCGUGGCUUCUUCUUCGAAAGCAAGAGCACUCUCAUCUGCAUUCCGUCUCACCUUCACGGACAGUGGGCUGAUGAGUUUCUGAAAUUCACGGGCAGCAAGUACAAGCUCUUGAGCUUGAGCAGGGAGAUUGACUUGCAGAAGGCUACUGUCAGGACGUUCCUUGAGGCGGAUGUGGUGUUGUUCGACUACCACCUCUUUCAACGCAGCUCCUAUAUCAAGCGGCGCCAGGAACUCGCUGCCUUGGCAGUUCCCCAGUCCCCGUCGGACAGCUUGCAAGACGAGUUUUGUGCUAAGAAGCAUACAGAUGAUGCGCCGCUCAAAGCCUUACACUGUGGAACUUUCACUUUCUUGCGAAAGCCCAUUCCGCACGCCUGGGACAGCUUCCUCGAGAGAAAGGAUGUCGAGGACCCGUCGCUGUGCGCACAGCGUCUGCGCUUCCCGGUGUUGGAGCAGUUUUUCUGGCGACGGGUCGUCUUCGAUGAGUUCCACGAGCUUGGAGAUGAUCUUUGCCGCAACUUGUCCUCUUUGCGUUCGCACCAUCGCUGGGGCCUCACUGGGACGCCUGCACUGCAUGGCACGAAGCACGUCGCCCGCAUGGCCUCGAUGCUCCGGGUUGACGUGGGCGGGCCAGGCAUGCGACACAGCAACAGUGGCGACAGCAACCCCGUUGUAGAGAAUUGCGGGCGGUUCUUGGAUGCUUGUGUUCGGCAAAACACUGCCGAGCUUCCGACUAUCAGGAUCGUUCAGCACCUGAAGUUUGUGCGGCAUACUGCACAAGAGCGUGCGCUGUACUUGUCGGCGUGCCAAGCUCCGGUUGAGAUGGAUGGAGUGGAUGGCAACCUCUGCCGGAACAGGAAGCUCUUGCAGCUUUGCUCGCAUUUCAAUGCAGAGGAGCUCGAAGCAGAGGAUGCCGACGAGGUCUGCGGUCGGCUGCUGAAGUGCAGGCAGCAAGAGGCUUCCUCGGCAAAGGAGGGGGUCCGGAAAUCGGCGAGGUGCCUGGAAGGGCUUGAGCGCUUGGGCUUCGGGCACGGCCUGCCUCCUGGCUUGCCGGACUUGCCGGGCUUGGAAGCUGUCCCAAAGGAGGUCCAGACCAGUCUCGAGACUUUUCUGCAAGAAGCUCGGGAAGAGGCGCGUGGCCUGAGCAUGGAAAGCCUGGCCGUGCCCAGCCGCUGGACAAAGUUGGCAAACAGCUUGAAGAGCUCGGACAGAGAGGAAGUGGAAGUGGUGGAAGCCUCGAAACGCAGGGAGGUGGCCAAGCUGGCCAGGGAGGGCGUCGAGAAGCUGCAGCUGGCCUUGGUGGAGCUCGCACGGUGCCUGAAGCGCCUCGGCUUCCUCGAGCGGACCUUGGAGUUGGUGGAGGAAGGCUCGGACGCCUCCACCCGGUCAUGCAGCAUUUGCUACGAGGAGAACUUGGAGCUGGAGCAGCUGGGUAUCACACCCUGUGCCCACGUCUUCUGCCUCCGCUGCCUGCACGAGCAAGUCUCGAAGAAUCGCAGCUGCGGCCUGUGCCGGCAGCCGCUCCAAAAGGCAGACAUCCAGCCCUUGAUGCUCGAAGUGUGCAGAGAGGAAGGGACCGAGGCGAUGGGAGCCAUGGGAGGGCCCUCCAUGGGAGGGCCCUCCAGCGCCUCCAGCGCUUCUUCGGGCGCUGCGGACCCGGAGCUGAAGCGCCUGCGGAAGUUCGGCACCAAACUCGGAGCCAUCGCUCUCCAACUCCGUGAGAUUAAGCAGAAGGAUGGCCUGGCCAAGUGCAUCGUCUUCUGCCAGUGGGAGAGCUUGUUGCAAAAGAUUGCUGCGGCCUUCAAAGCUUUUGGCAUCCGCUACGCGCGGCUUCAUGGCUCGGUGUAUGCUCGCACGCGGACGUUGGCCAACUUCAAGUCUACGGACUCGGAGGUCGAUGUCCUCCUUCUGUCCCUGGAGCAAAGUGCCAGUGGAACCAAUCUCACAUGUGCCAAUCAUGUCAUACUGGUGCACCCCAUGAAUGCCGUUGACCAGGAGCAGUCCGUUGCCUUCGAGCUCCAGGCCAUCGGUCGCGUGCGGCGUUGGGGUCAGAAGCGCACCGAGAUUCAUCUCUGGCGCUUCUGCACAAUUGGCACCGUGGAGGAAGAGAUCACCAGAAAGCAUCAGAAGGAAAUCUAUGAGACCUACCGACAGGGCGAUCUAUCGUCCGAGGUGGAGCAUGUGGAGUCCAAUGUGGAGCGUUCUGGCGAGGUGCCGGCAGCUGGCAAGCGUAAGCGAGAAGACUCCCCACGGAUGCAAGACGGCAGGGGCGGCAGGGGCGGCAGGUGGUCAUGCCCUCGAUGCACGUUAUUGAAUGAUGCUGGGGCAAUGGCCUGCGCUGCCUGUGAACAUCCCGCGGGAACCGCGGGCACCGUCGGAACUGUGGAAAAGAAACAAGGUUGUGAGCCUGCUGGGCGUCGCUUCAGCCAGUGUCUGGCGCAACCGCCGCCUGGGAGCCCAGUGGAUCUGGACACCCUGAGCUCCUCGAGCUCCUCGAGCGAGUCCGCACCGAGAAGAAAUGCAUUGAACCGUUCGCUUGGGGGUCGACAGCUACCUGUCACCUGUUUUCGUUCAUUGUUGUUCACGUUGCCUCAGCGUUUUGCUUCUCAUUUCUGCCAUGCCACGCUAUGUUCCAUGCCGCAGCCAUACAGGGAGCUUUCCGAAGGGGCCAAAGCCUGCAAAGCCCCGAGCCCUUGGCCCUGA